GAGGAGUUCAUUACAAAAGUACCUUCUUCUUAAAAGGGCUAUAAUUUAAUGCAAUGCAAGGGGUAUUUUCUUUUUCUAUUUGGAAACCAUAGAAAGUUGUUUAGUUUAUUGCAUAAAGAUAUAUAAAUUUGGAUUCUUGCUGCUUUCUUUCUUCUUUCUUUCUCUUUUCUUCAAUAUGCUUCAAUCUCAUGUCAUUAAUGUCUUACCUCGUCGAUUAUUAGCUUCUUUUUGGGCAACUCCUGAAACUCGUAUUUCGUUAUCACAUUUAAUGAAGCCAUUAGACAGUCAACAACCUGCAGCCAUAGAACCUUCUUUUCUAUGUAAUGAGCUACCUGUUCGAUAUACACACAUAUUACGAUUGCUAUCUACCUUGUCACAUGAAUCACUUCAAUCGCCUAUCAUCAGAAAUGUAGCACAUAGUUAUCUUCGCGAUAUAUGCACAUUAUUACACCCCUCUCUAAAACAAACAUCACCCAAAGCAUUCUCAAAAGUCUUGACCAAGUUACGUCAAAGUCAAGCACUCAACUUGAUUCGAUUAAAGUAUGCACUUUUAUCAAAACCUUUAGCCACAUCAGUUUCAUUGCUAGAGAAUAUCAACAUUAUUCAUACUGGUAUUCAUCUCUUGCUUGAUCAACACCUUUCAUGGGAUACAAAUCAUGCUCAAAAAGUUUGCCCUGAAACGAUUGCUAACCAAGCUGUUGAUGAUGCCAAAAAGACUCUCUUGGAUGCAUUGGGUGCUCAUACUACUCUACCUGAAAUCGAAAUCAAGAGAGAUACGAUGAUCAACAAAAGAUGCUCUCAAGAAAGCGAAAGAGAAUUCGUGUUUCUUCCUAAUUUACUGCAUCGCAUCCUCUAUGAAUCUACACUUUUGUCAUUAAAGGCACAAGCUAUGCAGAAUGAAGAAACUGACAGUAAACUGAACUGGUUCCAACGUCAAUGGAAAGGCAAGCAUCGACCAUUGUCAUUACGUAUCUUUGGUGGCCCAACCAGUGUUGGUUUUCGACUGGAUUCUGCUGCUUCUCUUCAUGACCAUGAUCUAUUACCCAGUAUCCCUCGUGACAUUUUAGGCAUUCCUGUUUGUGGCUCUGUCUUGUCCCAAACAAGUGCUAACAAAGUGAAUGAUGAAACACUGCGGCACCCUGAAAUGGUUGAAUGGGCUUCUAUGAGUGGCUGGCGAUCUGCAAAAACAUUGGCUCGUCAUUGGGGAGGCAACUUGGAUGCUGUGUCGGUUGAGGGUCUAGGAUCUACUAUCUAUCUUGCUUUGGAUCGAGACCCUACUUUACCUGAGCACUAUCCUUCUCGCAUAUCCUUGGCUGCUUCUGCUCAUAGUUUGCUUCGUCAUCAUAGACGCACAUCUGCUGCUGUUGCAUCUGCCGACCAUACACUUUCGAUACAAGCUGCAGCUACUCAAUUGGAUGCCUUUUUGUAUGCUAUUUCCGAUUCUCAACAAUCUACUUUUGUUAAUCCCAACCCUCUUUAUCAUCACCAUUCUGUCUCUCUCACUGCAGCUGUUGGACAUGCUUAACUUUUUUCUUUUUCUUCUUAUUGUAUGUAAUACACUCGUUUUUUAUGAUACCAGAUACGAUUCUACCUUUAUUAGCAUUCGCAUAUAUACAUAUUUAUUUAUUCUCUUUUUGUAAAUAUACCACCACAAUAAAAAUUCUAAAUCAAACUUGUUUUCCUGACAAAA
Molecule: messenger RNA, 1690 nt
Organism: Gilbertella persicaria
Lineage: Eukaryota; Fungi; Mucoromycota; Mucoromycetes; Mucorales; Choanephoraceae
Exons: 4
Coding region: 176-1525 (449 amino acids)
Biological process (GO): regulation of glucose metabolic process; protein phosphorylation
Cellular component (GO): mitochondrion
Molecular function (GO): pyruvate dehydrogenase (acetyl-transferring) kinase activity
Source: RefSeq, a predicted model, not a curated record